Molecule: messenger RNA, 1167 nt
Organism: Solenopsis invicta (red fire ant)
Lineage: Eukaryota; Metazoa; Arthropoda; Insecta; Hymenoptera; Formicidae
Exons: 2
Coding region: 387-1028 (213 amino acids)
Source: RefSeq, a predicted model, not a curated record
GGUCAACUAAAAUUGGAACGGCACGGCAGUAAAAUUUUGUUAGGGUCAAUGCAACCCAUAUAAUGUGUGAGUGAAACUUUUUGUGAGUAAUUUUAUAAAAUUAAUCUGAUAAAAUCCUAUAAAAAUUUCCCGGACAAAACGUGUUUGAAUAGGUCUUUUAACUAUAUUACUCGCAUAUACUCUGUCUAAAGUUAAAAUACUAUAUAGUGCAGUAGAGAAGAGAUUUUUUAAGCGCGUUCUGCGGACGAGUCUAAUACGCAGCGCUGUGAAGAAAGGGAGCUUCUAGGCUGGGCCUACGCGCAGUGCUGUGGAGUGGGAGAAGUCCCCCAAGUUUUGUACGAUCUCGAAAGACGUGCAAAAUUUUACACUCAGUAACUGAGAAUCAUAUGACGAUAAAGACGUGCUGUGCAUUUCGGAAAGAGAGCUGUUGUUAUUUUGGAAAUUUAUUACGCAAAAUGGAAUUGCGAUCACGAAAAUCGUCAGAAGUAGUAAAUAUACUUUUGAAAUCCGCUGAAGAAAAUUUUGACAAUAUAGAUAAUUUGAGCGACAAAGGAGAAGACUAUUUAGAAAAACACUGCUCAACAGUGUCCGAGGAAGAAGCUGAAUCUGACAUAAAUGACUCAGGACAAAUUAUUGAUCCAGAUGAGAGGCAGCGUAAAAAGAAGGGACGUUCAUGUAAAUAUUUACGCGCAUCUAAUUUUAAAUGGUUGUUUAACGCACCAGAAUCUCGAGGUAGAUCAAUUAAAACAGAAUUUGACACUAUAAAAGCUAAAGCAAAAAGUGCUGCAAAAUCCGUUUCAAUACUGCUCGAAACCUGGUCUCUUCUUUUAUCAGAUGAUAUUUUAAAUAAAAUUAUUUUACACACGAACAUAGAAAUCGAAUGGCAUCGAUAUAAAUUACUAACUGAAAAUAAAUUCAUACCAUCUUAUUACAACCAUAUGACUUUAAUGGAGUUUAAAGCUUUUAUAGACUUAUUGUGUUGUGCUGGAUUCAAUAAAUUAAAUUAUACGAAUAUUCGACGUUUAUGAUUUCCGUUUUCAAUGCCGUUAUUUAAUGCAACGAUGUCAGAAAACAGAUUCACAUUUUUAUUAAUUUGUCUCCGAUUUGAUGAUAAAGAAACGCGCGCACAGCGUUAAAAAACUGACAAUUUUUCUCGCAUGAGAGAAA